AAUGGGCUGCAUUUUAAGCAGCAGCUGGCCAAGCCGCGCAAGCUCCCGCGGCGGGGGAAUCGUUCUUGGCAGACCAUCACUUUAUGGCACAACACCCCAAAGUGGGUUCAAAAAGCGCACCACGCAGGAGUCUGAGCUCAGACGGGGUUCAGACUUCACAGGACGAAGGAGCGUCACUUGGCGGAUUAUAAACACACCUCCCUCUCGCUUUGAGUCUUUAAGUCCCCCCAAAAAUAGCCCUUUUGGAGCGAAUUUGUGGCGUAACUGAACAUGCCCGCGACAUGUAGAAGAAUAUUUGCGUAAGUAACGGAUUUUACCUUAAAACACAGAAAACGGAAACGAUCAGCCUGACUGACGCACAGCAGGCCUCAGUUCGAGCAAAUGUGUUGUCACACAUAGUCUGAAACCUCCAUCCGUCUUUUGCACACACCCCCAUUUUUCGGAGUGGCACGCGUUUGUGAGUUCACACACUCGAUGACAGCAAACCUGCCUAAAACAGAUGGCUUCCCGCUCGCCUUAAAGCUCUUCAUAAAUUUCAUGGGUUGAACCACGAGCGCUUCAACACACCUCUGUCUUCGGUGCCUGCAAUACCCCUUGACCCCCUCCUCCUCAUUCUGUCACCACCAUCUGUUUGCGCCACCACCAGAAGGAUGACUUGCUGUGCUUCGGGCUUGUCCGGAUGUGCAGUUGCAGUCUGCAGCUCAGACUCGUGGAAAAAACAGCCAGUAGAGUGAGAGUCACAGAGAGCCCGGGAAACUGAAGGAAAGAAGAUCAGAGGGAUCCACCUGUCCCACAAAGGAAGGGGGACCACCCCCUACCUGAUCCAUCUGUUUGCAGGGGGGACCUUGCACAGCCAGGAAGGCAACAGGGACUAUGCAGCUGGGUCUAGUGGCGCUGGCGAUGAUCAUUCUCAGCUCCAUGGGUCACAGCGAUGUUCUCAAGCUCUCCAAGGCGAGAAGGCAGACAAGGGUUAGUACUGAAGGACCACCAUCUUGCCCCAAAGGCUGUGACCGAUGCUCUGAGUACAAUGGCUGCAUUAAAUGUAAGCCCAAGCUCUUUAUCUUCCUGGAGCGCAAUGACAUCCGACAGAUAGGAGUGUGCCUCCCCUCCUGCCCUGUGGGAUACUAUGGCACGAGGAAUCCAGAAGACAACAACAGAUGCACACAGUGUAAAAUAGACAAUUGUGAAGCAUGUUUCAAUCGCAAUUUUUGCACAAAAUGUAAGGAGGGCUUGUAUUCACACAGUGGGCGAUGUUAUGUCAGCUGCCCUCCAGGCCUGCACACCGACAAUGAGACCAUGGAGUGCAUCGGUCAGCGUGCUUCAGAGUGUGAACUGGGAGAAUGGAGCCAAUGGAGUUCCUGUAUGAAGAAGAACAAAACAUGUGGAUUUAAGAGAGGUUCCCAGUCCCGGGUUCGUUCACCCCUCCCUCAGAUUCACAGUCCGGACCCCUCCCCUUCACUUGUGACCUCACAGACGUGCGUCCCAGAGGCUGAACGGAGGCAGUGCAAUGUGACCAGAACACCUUGUGUGAGAGAGAGGAAAAACAAGGGAACUAGAUCGGAUGAUGAAAAAAAGAGGGACAAGGGGAACGCACGUGGGCGAGGACGAGAUGGUAGCAGAGGAGGAGGAGGAGGAGGAGGGAAGAGGAGGAAAGGUCAGAGCAGGACGACCACUGCUCCCAGUAUCACAACCAGUGCUGUCACCUAAACGCUGAGACCUCGCCCCGGUGAGGCUUAAACCAAAACUGAGCCUGUGCCUCACCAAACAGCACCAGCCACACACAAAGAAUCACUGCUGCUACGCUGCAUUGUCCAAGAUAAAACGAGAACUGGAGGACCGCUGCAACAAAAGAAGCUUUCUGAACAUAUCUUGUGGAGACUUGUCUUUGUGUUACGUUGACUCAGUGGUUUGGAGUUGAGAUCACAGUGGGAUAGCAAAGCCACACAGAAAACUGGUUGGAUUUGGUUUGUGUCGUGAACGGACUGACAGAUCUCGCUUUUCAAAUGCAGAAUUCUUGCUGGAAGGUCGAUGCUGAAGGAAGGCUUCCUGAAGACCAAUGGUGUAUUUUAUUCCAGCCCGUUUUUAAUCACAGUAAUCUGUAUUUCAUUUGUUUUAGUGUGAUUUUUUUUUUUUACUUUUUUUUUUUUGGAGAGGCAGCAGAUGGAGUUCCUCAACAGUCACAGGAUGUGAUGUAUAAACAAUGAACAGUAUUAAGUCUUGAUUCCAUUAUUUCCCAAUGUGAGAUGAAACCAAAAUGAAGGCACUGGAAAUGUUUUGGGGUUGUGAGGGUUUUUAGGAGGUAAUCUGGAAGCAUCACUCCUCAACCCAUAUCUGUCUGUGAUUUAUGUGUUUUAAAAAAACAGCUUUUUUCGAGGGUUUUUCUCUUGGUUUGGAACAAAAUUUUGUUUUGAUCUGACAAAAUAUCUGCACAGAAACAAAUAUUUGCAUGAUUGUAUGCUGCGUGUGUGUGCGCUUGUGUGUGUGUGUGUGUGUGUGUGUGUGUGUAUGUCUGUCUAAACCCAAAGUCUUGGCUUUUAACAUGCAUUUCUGCACAGAUUCAAGUUGGUCAUUGGCAUAUUUUGUACACCUGCAUUUACAUUUGCACAUGCGAUGUGUCAUAAAACUUGUCUUGUUGAACAAAAGAACAAAAAAAAUGGACAUGCACAAUGAUAUAUUAAAUCCAAGUUACUAUUACAUAAGCCAUCCAAUCAUCAGCUUUUCAGUUAUCAGCAUGUUUGCAACAGGGUCUGACAAUUUUGCACAACUUUAACUUCUCCCACUGCUCAUAUUUCAGAACAAUCAGUGUUUUACAAACAUUUCCAAAAAGAUGGCUUCAUGACGCAGGAUGAAAAAAAAAUGUUUCUUCUGAGGUUAUCCAAGUUUGAAAUGUACAUUUCUGGAAGAGGUUUCAUGCUACAUUAUUCAAUUUUUUUGUACUCUGGAUUGUAAAAGUGAAUAUGUCAAGCUGUCUUAUCAGUAUUAGUAUCAUCAUGUAUUCUGUGAAAGCUUAAAUAAAAUUGAAGCUGGUGAUGUUUCA
Nothobranchius furzeri (turquoise killifish) is the source of this 3037-nucleotide messenger RNA. It is a transcript of the gene rspo1, whose product is annotated as R-spondin 1. NCBI's taxonomy places the organism in Eukaryota, Metazoa, Chordata, Actinopteri, Cyprinodontiformes, Nothobranchiidae. The record is from RefSeq and is a predicted model, not a curated record.